Messenger RNA from Aspergillus candidus, 1602 nucleotides. RefSeq names its product putative choline transport protein. Gene Ontology annotation, biological process: transmembrane transport; amino acid transport. Gene Ontology annotation, cellular component: membrane. The record is from RefSeq and is a predicted model, not a curated record. Gene Ontology annotation, molecular function: transmembrane transporter activity. The transcript is spliced from 3 exons. NCBI's taxonomy places the organism in Eukaryota, Fungi, Ascomycota, Eurotiomycetes, Eurotiales, Aspergillaceae. The coding region runs from base 1 to 1602 and encodes 533 amino acids.
AUGUCCGAGACUAAAAGCCCAUCGUCAGUAUCAUCGUCCUCGAAGCCCCACACGAACGAUGCCUCCGCCGUACCGGAAAUCGAACUAGCCACAGGCCAGGUCGUCACGGGCCUCGAGGUCGCCCCGUUACGGCGCCAAUUCAGUAUCUUCAGCAUCAUCGCAGUAGGAUAUAACAUUUCCAACAGCUGGGUGGCCAUCGCCACCAGUUUCUCCAUCGCCAUCCAGUCCGGCGGCGCUCCCUCGCUGCUUUAUGGCAUUAUAGCUGUGACAGUCGCCAUGGUGGGCACGGGGAUCACACUGGCGGAGUUGGCCAGCGUCUAUCCCACCGCGGGUGGACAGUACCAUUUCACAUCCAUCCUGGCUAGUCGGCGCUGGAGUCGAGGGCUCUCGUACUUCAGUGGUCUAGCGGCGGUGUUUGCGUGGAUUACACUGGCGGCGUCGAUCGCGUUGGCUGCCACUCAGGCUCUGAUGGCUAUUGUCAUCCGCUGGCAGCCUGGGUAUGUGUCUGCCCCGUGGCACUAUUUCCUGGUGUAUCAACUGUUCAAUGCAUUGAUGGUGGCGUACAAUGUGUUUCUGACGGGGAAGACUUUGUGGGUGUAUAAUGUGGGCUUCAUCCUGUCGAUGGUCACCUUCAUCGCCAUCACGGUCACAUGUCCCGCCAGCGCCCACACCACCAUCGACUCCCACGCGGUGUGGACUUAUCUCGUCAACGGAUCCAACGGCUGGCCCGAUGGUGUCUCCUUCCUGACGGGCUUGUCCACACCGCAGUUCAUGCUCUCCGGGCUGGACGCCACACUGCAUCUGGCCGAGGAAGCCCUGCAGCCAGAACGCAUCGUCCCGCGUGCGGUGAUGGUUACAGUGUUGAUUGGGUUUUUGACCGCAUUUCCCUUUUCUAUUUCAGCAAUCUACAGCUUCAAGGACGUCUCGGCGUCACUGGAGUCGCCAACUGGCUUCCCCGUCUACUUCAUCUGGGAAAAAGCGACCUCCUCCCCCGCCGCAGCAACAGUCUUCAUGACGGCCACCUGCAUAAUCACUUGCGUCGCCCUCAACGCCGUACACCAGACCACCUCUCGCCUAACAUGGUCUCUGGCCCGCGACGAAGCCCUCCUCUUCUCCUCGCAUCUCUCAAAGAUCUCCCCCACCCUCCACGUCCCCGUAUACGCCCUCGUCGUCGACGGCGUCUUCGUCCUCCUCCUCGGCAUCGUCUACGUCGCCUCCACCAACGCCUUCAACGCCUUCAUCGCCUGCACCGUCAUCGUCGCCCAGAUCUCUUUCGCCGUCCCCGCUGCCCUGCUCCUCUGGCGUCGUCGCGAUCCCAACUACCUGCCGCCGAAUAGAGCCUUCUGGGUCCCUGGGUGGGUGGGCUGCGCGUCGAAUGUUAUGACGAUUGUUUGGGCGGUGAUUAUUACGGUUUUCUUUUGCUUUCCGGCUGCGUUUCCGGUGAAGGGGGGGAAUAUGAGUGGGUUUAUCCUUUCUUUCGUUCUUUCCUACCUUCGUUCCUACCUUCGUCCUUUCCCUCGUUCUUUCCCUCAUUCUUUCCUUCUUUCUCCUGUUGCGCCUAUUUUGAGUGGAUUUGAAUACCAUCCCGUGAAAGACUGCUAA